ACACAAACAUCCCCUAGACCAGAGUCCAGACAUCUCUAAGCUAGCUGCAACACAACUCUGAAAUUUUUGUGAGUAUUUGGAUGAUGAAUUCUCGUGUCGUUCGAAGCGUUUCAGAAUGUUUUAUCAAACCGUUGGGCCAAGCUAAAGAGUCAAACCUAAUAUGUCAUUUAACACCAUGGGAUAUUGCUAUGAUGUCUUUGCACUACAUCCAGAAAGGUCUACUCUUCAAGAAGCCUGCAACACUUGUUGAUCCACAAGAUUUCAUGGAGAAUCUGUUAGAGAAGCUGAAACACUCUCUUUCUCUCACCCUCUUCCAUUUCUAUCCUUUGGCAGGCCAACUUGUCACCCAAAAAACCCAAGACCCUCCCUCUUAUACUAUUUUUGUCGAUUGCAACAACACUAGUGGAGCCAGAUUCAUCUAUGCAACUUUGGAUAUCACUAUAUCUGACAUACUCUCCCCAGUUGAUGUCCCACCCAUUGUUCACUCAUUCUUUGACCAUCACAAAGCAGUCAACCAUGAUGGCCACACCAUGCCACUGUUGUCCAUCCAAGUCACUGAACUAUUGGAUGGUGUUUUCAUAGGCUGUUCCAUGAACCAUACCAUAGGUGAUGGCACUUCUUAUUGGAAUUUCUUUAACACAUGGUCUGAGAUCUUUUUUCAAACUCAAGCUCAAGGGCUUGAAUAUGAUGCUACUGUUCCCAUUUCACGCCACCCUAUUCAUAAUAGGUGGUUUCCAGAUGGUUGUGGUCCAUUAAUCAAUCUUCCCUUCAAACAUGAGGACGAGUUUAUUGACAGAUUUGAAUCACCAAAGCUGAGAGUGAGAAUCUUCCACUUUUCAGCAGAGUCUAUUGCAAAGCUGAAAGCAAGGGCUAACUCUGAGUCCAAAUCCAAAACCAGCGAAAUCUCUUCGUUCCAAUCCUUAUCAGCGCAUGUUUGGAGAUCCGUAACACGAGCACGGAAGCUGCCAAAUGAUGAGAUAACAAGUUGCAAAUUGGCCAUAAGCAAUCGAUCAAGAUUGGAACCGCCUCUUCCACAUGAGUACUUUGGAAACGCAGUUGAUGUGGUGAGCACUGCAGGGUUCACGGCAGGGGAAUUGCUUGAGAAGGAUCUAGGAUGGGCAGCAUGGAAGGUGCACGUGGCUGUUGCGAACCAAAACGACAAAGCGGUGAGACAAAAGCUCAAAGAGUGGUUGAAGCUUCCUGUGGUGUACCAACUUGGUGUGCACUUUGAUCCUUGUACUGUGACCAUGUCGAGUUCCCCGAGGUUCAACAUGUAUGGGAAUGAAUUUGGGAUGGGGAAAGCGAUUGCAGUUCUGAGUGGAUAUGCCAACAAAAAUGAUGGGAACGUGACAGCAUACCAAGGAUAUGAAGGAGAGGGAAGCAUAGAUUUGGAAAUUUGCCUUUCGCCUGAUGCAGUGAGCGCGCUGGAAUCAGAUGAGGAGUUUAUGGAAGCUGCUUCUGUGGCCAAUUUCCUACACUAGAUAGUGAAAGCUUUUUGAGAGGCUAUGAGAUUCAUUAAUUCACAAAGCGCUCUCUGCCACCGUUUCACUCACUCUGCUCUCUUCGACUCUUCUAAAGUGGAUUAUGGGAAAAUCACAUUUACUGGUUAGAUGAGAGAUCUGACAAUAGAAUUAGUUAGCACGCUGUACAUUUUAAGCUUUGUGUGUAAGAGAGACUGGCCCAGCGUGUGUAGGAACAUCAUAUGGUUAAGAUCUCUUAGUCUUAUGUUGAAAUUAUGCAUCAAUCGAGGAGAAAGAUUUUAAAUGUUGAGUACUGCCAGAAAGAAUUGGGAGAAAUGUAGAGGAAGGAUCACUUGGAGCCAUUUGGGAGAAAUAUUCAGCAGAUCUUCAAUUCGGUUCGGGCAAGCAGAUUUUUCUUCCGUGACUAAUGAACGGCACUUGGCUCCCGAGUAAUAAAGUUAAAGCAUCCGUACUUUGGUUCGUAAAAAGUGAAAAUUUCUAAUUUGAAUGUUUGAUUUUAAAACAUAAGUUAAAUUAGAUUAUUCAUCUUCUCAUCUGAAUUA
Molecule: messenger RNA, 2023 nt
Organism: Glycine soja
Lineage: Eukaryota; Viridiplantae; Streptophyta; Magnoliopsida; Fabales; Fabaceae
Exons: 1
Coding region: 81-1481 (466 amino acids)
Source: RefSeq, a predicted model, not a curated record